Molecule: messenger RNA, 516 nt
Organism: Gloeophyllum trabeum ATCC 11539
Lineage: Eukaryota; Fungi; Basidiomycota; Agaricomycetes; Gloeophyllales; Gloeophyllaceae
Exons: 1
Coding region: 1-516 (171 amino acids)
Source: RefSeq, a predicted model, not a curated record
AUGAGAAAUACGCAGGAACAGAAUCUCGAGCUCGCACGAAUCGACAAAGGGCCUGUAUCCCUCCUGCCGGUGACAACCCCACCCGCUACGCACGUAGCCGGUGCACUAGCAACACCAACCGCUCGGACGGCCGCGGUUGGAGAUCCCAAGCUGCCCUCGGACCAGUACCCGCAUGAUUUUCGGGCUCACCUCACAUGCGGAUCACCAACCCCCUCCAACACGGCGUCGGCGCGUGCACACCGUAUCAUGCAGCCCCGACGCUCGCACCACCCACCCACCCACCGCGCCCCGUCGCCCGCGUCUCACCUCGGCGCCGGCACCCUCCAGGCCGAUGCGGGGGAGGGCGGCGGAGCUCGGGAUGCGGGCCGAAGAUGCAAGGCUACGUGUACCCGCCAACGCGGGAUCGAGCCUUGCCUUGCGCGUGCGCGCGUCCCGAUACCUGAUUCCAACUGUCGACUGUCCGCCCGCCCGCCUCCCCCCUGCAAGUGGAUGCGCGCUCGUGUGGAUUGGCGGUGA